Oncorhynchus mykiss (rainbow trout) is the source of this 2157-nucleotide messenger RNA. Its product is annotated as ras-related protein Rap-2a. The record is from RefSeq and is a predicted model, not a curated record. Lineage: Eukaryota; Metazoa; Chordata; Actinopteri; Salmoniformes; Salmonidae. Gene Ontology annotation, molecular function: GTP binding; GTPase activity.
CUGUGUCGUUUGCAUGAGUCUUUCUGACUGGCUGCUUUGAAUUCACUCAAAGAGACACUCCACUCUCCUGAUUGGAUGAGAGCAGGAGGGGGCAUGGAAUCUCUGAUUGAAAAAGACCAUAAAUAGCGUGCACAGGCAACCAGACAUACACAGAUGCAACUGCCAGCUACUCUCAGUGAUUUACUACUACAACCUACCACACCGUCCCUGUUUACUGACUAACUCCAGCAGCUUCUGCAGCAGAGUCCAACUUCUCCAUCAUCUCUAAAGGUUCAAGGAGAGUUAUUUUGUAAAAAUAGCAGAAUUGGAAGAGAGAGAGCCAGUGUUAAAGUGUGUUAGAGGAAGUCAUCAUGUCUCUAGUAGUGAAGGAGAAGACUGAGGUGCGUCUGGUGUUCCUGGGGGCAGCUGGCGUGGGAAAGACAGCCCUGAUCAGCCGCUUCCUCCAGGACACAUUUGAACCCAAGCACCGGCGCACCGUGGAGGAACUGCACAGCAAGGAGUUUGACAUCGGAGGGGCCAAGGUCACCAUCCACAUCAUGGACACCAGCGGCAGCUACUCCUUCCCAGCCAUGAGGAAGCUCUGCAUUCAGAACAGCGACGCGUUCGCCCUUGUGUACGCCAUCAAUGACCCGGACUCCCUGGAGGCUGUCAAGAGCCUGCGAGACGAGAUCCUGGCGGUCAAAGAAGACAAGUUCACACCCAUCGUGGUGGUCGGCAACAAGACGGACCGGCAUGGCGAGAGGACGGUGUCCAGCGAAGACGUGCUGUCCACUGUGGAGCUGGACUGGAACAACAGCUUCUUGGAGACGUCUGCCAAGGAGAACAACAACGUACUGGAGGUGUUCAGGGAGCUGCUGCAACAAGCCAACCUGCCCAGUCGGCUGAGCCCCGCACUGAGACGACGCAGGGAGACCUUCCCCAAAGACGGCAACAAACGCCCCCCCAUGAACAAGACCAACAGCUGCCUCAUUUCCUAAGGCAGAGGGGCUGGAGGGGUCUGACAGACAGACAAAGACAGACAGGGGACAGAGAGGCUGAGGAUGGGGACCCGAAGCUGGGUCAGUGUUACAGACAAACACAGUGGAGUUGAAUGUGCUACUACUGCUGCUGCUAUAGACCGUGCUGCUGAGUUGGAGUCUGACGGCUUCAAUUCCCUGUAAGCCUCCUCAUCUAACCAUCCUAAGUAUCUCCACCACAGCAUUUCCACUGAAGUACAGGAAAGGAACACUGACUGUUAAAGGGGAAGCGGAACUAAUGACAUCACACAGGUGUGGGACAUUGAUAAAUCUGAAACUAAAUGAAAGAGGUGCAAGAACACAAUGUCCUGAAUGUGGUGGUGUCAUUGUUAAAAAUAUACUGUGACAGUGCAAAAGUGGCAAUGAGCUUACUUUGUCAAGUUUUCAAUCUAUGUCCUACUAUGUUACUGUUGUGUUUGCCUUUUGUAAGUGUUGACGGUGUUCACUUGCAAUAACUGUGACGAUAGACAGUUGUGGCUAAUUGGGAAAAGGCUGAAUUUGGACAACGUGUCAUGAGAGCUUUUUUUAUUCAUCAAGUGAAGUUUCUUUGCGACAAAUCUUUAUUUUGCUUGUCAUGGCAACAAAUCAUAGUAUGUUCUGAGUCAACUCUGGUUGCGUUCCUCAUUCUAUAAAACCAAUUUGUUGUUUGGCAAUAUUCAUAUGCACUUAGGAGUUAUUUUGCACAGAUAUCAUUAUUUAUUAAAAAACGUACAAAAUGUGUUCAAAUAUAAAUGAUAUAGUGUAUUGUUUUUCUAUGAAAAUUUGAAGUACAUGUUGAUGAUUAAAUCAUGUUUAUUCACCAAAACAGUAUAACAAAUACGUUAUGGCUUUAUUACUUGUUGUAUAUAUAUUGUCUAUUCAUGAUAAAUAAAAUAUUAUUAUAUAUCAAAGUAUUAGUCAUGGUCAUUUUCGGUGGACUCAUUUUGGCUCGUGCUUACUGGAAAAGAAAGUGCAAUAAACUAAUGGCCAAGUAAUAACACAUCUGGUAUGAGGUGUGACAAGGACUUAUUUAUCAUGCAAACAUCAAAUCUCUUUACCCAAGUCAAAACUCAACAAGCCAGAGACUGUAUAACAGACUAGCCAGAGAUGAUAUUUAGAACUUACAAAGCAAUACCCCCAAAAAUCUGUCCAUUUCCAGUAU